Molecule: messenger RNA, 14314 nt
Organism: Drosophila serrata
Lineage: Eukaryota; Metazoa; Arthropoda; Insecta; Diptera; Drosophilidae
Gene: Dhc64C
Product: dynein heavy chain, cytoplasmic
Biological process (GO): microtubule-based movement
Cellular component (GO): axonemal dynein complex
Molecular function (GO): ATP binding; ATP hydrolysis activity; dynein light intermediate chain binding
Source: RefSeq, a predicted model, not a curated record
CUUUACACGUAAUUUUCACGGGGCGAGGCAGUGUGAAAAAAUCCAAUUGCACACGUUUAACCAAGUGAAAUCGACAAAAAACCAUCGAGGGACAUGGGUGAUUCCCUGGAGAACACCGACACUUCGGUGGAUCCGGGCGUAAAUGUGUCCAUAGCCAAUUAUGAUGCAUUUGCCAACUACCUUCGCAAAACGGUGACCAUUUUGCUGCCGGAGGAGGAUGUGGUUUCUGCAUCUCUAAACACUGCUCUGGAUGACCCCGUCAACCAGGAGACCAUCCGGAAGUUCCUGUCGGAUCCCCAGGUGCAGGCGCUUUACGUCCAACGUAACUGCAUUAAAGAGGACGGAGAGCAGCCGGCUGAGGGUGAGGAGGAGAAGGAGCAGGUGACCUACCAAAUCAGCAACGAUGUCCACUUCACCAAUAGCCGAAUGGCCUCGCUGGCAUGCAUUAAGCGGGGCAUGGUUGUGGAGGCGGACAAGUCGAUCCACUCGCAGCUGCGGCUUAUCAACUUCUCGGACGGAUCGCCGUACGAAACGCUGCAUGCGUUCAUCAGCAAGUCUCUGGCGCCCUACUUCAAGUCAUACGUCAAGGAAUCAGGGCGAGCUGAUCGCGAUGGCGACAAGAUGGCUCCCUCCGUGGAGAAGAAGCUGGCCGAGCUGGAGAUGGGACUGCUGCACCUGCAGCAGAACAUCGACAUACCGGAGAUCACGCUGACGGCCCAUCAAAUUGUCAACGUUGUUAUUCGGAAGUGCUCGGAUGAGGGUCGGAAGGCCAAAGUUGCCGACUUUGGCGACAGGGUGGAGGAUUCCUCGUUCUUGAAUCAACUGCAGACCGGCGUCAAUCGUUGGAUUACCGAGAUUAAGAAGGUCACGAAGUUGAACCGUGAUCCGGGCUCGGGAACUGCGUUGCAGGAAAUCUCAUUCUGGCUGAAUCUGGAGCGUGCCCUGUAUCGCAUCCAGGAGAAGCGUGAGUCGCCGGAAGUGGCUCUUACUCUGGACAUCCUAAAGCAUGGCAAGCGCUUUCACGCCACUGUUUCCUUCGAUACCGAUACUGGCCUAAAGCAGGCCCUGGCCACAGUGGCCGAUUACAAUCCUUUGAUGAAGGAUUUCCCCAUCAACGAUCUUUUGUCGGCCACUGAGCUGGAGAAGAUCCGGCCGGCCGUGCAGCAGAUCUUCUCGCAUCUGCGCAAGGUUCGCAACACCAAGUACCCCAUCCAGCGGUGCCUGAAGCUUAUCGAAGCCAUCUCAAGGGAUCUGUCGCAGCAGCUGCUCAAGGUGCUGGGCACCCGCCGGCUGAUGCACAUCCCCUUCGACGAGUUCGAGCGCGUGAUGAACCAGUGCUUCGAGAUCUUUAGCUGCUGGGACGAUGAGUACGACAAGCUGCAGGGUUUGUUGCGCGAUAUCGUGAAGAAGAAGCGAGACGAGCACCUGAAGAUGGUUUGGCGUGUCUCUCCGGCGCACAAGAAGCUGCAGACGCGCAUGGAGCAUAUGCGCAAGUUCCGACGCCAGCACGAACAGCUGCGCACAGUCAUUUUGCGUGUCCUGCGGCCCAACAAGCCGGUCGUUGGCGAUGACGGCAACACCGCUGAGACCAAGCAGCCGUACAGCUUGGACGCUGCCGAUGCUAAUGCCAUCGAGGAGGUCAACUUGGCUUAUGAAAAUGUCAAGGAAGUUGACUGUUUGGACAUCACCAAGGAGGGAUCUGAGGCCUGGGAAGCCGCUGUCAAGCGCUAUGAAGAGAAGAUUGAUCGCGUGGAGACCCGCAUCACGGCCCAUCUGCGUGACCAACUGGGAACGGCCAAGAAUGCCAAUGAGAUGUUCCGCAUCUUCUCGCGCUUUAACGCGCUCUUCGUGCGUCCGCACAUCCGUGGCGCCAUUCGGGAGUACCAGACGCAGCUCAUUCAGCGCGUCAAGGACGACAUCGAAGCCCUGCACGAGAAGUUCAAGGUGCAGUAUCCGCAGAGCAAGAGCUGCCGCCUGUCCUCGGUGCGAGAUCUGCCCCCGGUGGCUGGGUCCAUUAUCUGGGCUCGUCAGAUCGACAACCAGCUGACGAUGUACUUGAAGCGCGUUGAGGAUGUGCUCGGUAAGGGCUGGGAAACGCAUAUCGAGGGCCAGAAGCUUAAGGCCGACGGCGAUAGCUUCCGAGCCAAGCUCUCCAUCUCUGAUGUGUUUCACGAGUGGGCCCGCAAGGUGCAGGAGCGUAACUUUGGCAGCACUGGGCGCAUCUUUACCAUCGAGUCGACUCGUUCGCGUACCGGACGCGGAAAUGUCCUGCGUCUGCGGGUCAAUUUCCUACCAGAGAUUAUUACCCUGGCCAAGGAGGUGCGCAAUAUCAAGAAUCUGGGAUUCAGAGUUCCACUGACCAUUGUGAAUAAGGCGCACCAGGCCAACCAGAUUUAUCCGUAUGCUAUAUCCUUGAUUGAAAGCGUUCGUACCUAUGAACGCACCUUGGAGAAGAUCGAGGAUCGCGCCAGCAUUGUGCCCCUUGUGGCAGGAUUGCGUAAGGAUGUCCUCAACCUGGUCUCUGAGGGUAUCGGUCUGAUCUGGGAGUCAUACAAACUUGACCCGUAUGUUCUGCGUCUGUCGGAGUGCGUGACGCAGUUCCAGGAGAAGGUUGACGACCUGCUGGUUGUAGAGGAGCAGCUGGAUGUGGACGUGCGUUCGCUGGAGACCUGUCCGUACAGUGCGGCCACUUUUGUCGAGAUCCUGUCGAAGAUCCAGCACGCAGUGGAUGAUCUCUCGCUGCGUCAGUACUCCAACUUGAGUGUGUGGGUUACCCGUCUAGACGAGGAGGUGGAGAAGAAGCUGGCUCUGCGCCUGCAGGCCGGCAUCCAGGCCUGGACGGAGGCUCUAACUGGCAACAAGAAGGAGGUGGACACCUCCAUGGACACGGAUGCUCCGGCCCAGCCCACACACAAGCUGGGCGGCGAGCCGCAGAUUCAGAAUGCCGUGCACGAGAUCCGCAUUACCAACCAGCAGAUGUAUUUGUAUCCCUCCAUCGAGGAAGCCCGUUUCCAGAUCAUGCAGCAGUUCUUCGCCUGGCAAGCAAUCGUUACCUCGCAGGUUCGCCUGCAGAGCACCCGCUACCAGGUGGGACUGGAGAAGCCCGUUUCGCAGACUUAUCGCAACCUUCUGACCAAGUUGCCCGAAGGCAAGAUCUUGGAGAAUGCGUACGGCGCCAUCGAGCACAAGGUGGGCGAAGUGCGCAGCUAUGUGGAUGAGUGGCUGCGCUACCAGAGCCUUUGGGACUUGCAGGCGGAUACUCUGUACGGUCGUCUCGGUGAGGAUGUGAACCUUUGGAUAAAGUGCCUCAACGACAUCAAGCAGUCACGCACUACCUUCGACACGUCAGACACCAGACGCGCCUAUGGGCCCAUCAUCAUCGACUACGCCAAGGUGCAGGCCAAGGUGACGCUAAAGUACGACUCUUGGCACAAGGAGGCUCUGGGCAAGUUCGGCACUUUGUUGGGCACCGAGAUGAGCAGCUUCCACAGCAAGGUGUCCAAGUCGCGUACAGAUCUGGAGAUGCAGAGCAUUGAGGCGGCCAGCACCUCGGAUGCCGUAAGCUUCAUCACCUAUGUCCAGUCGCUGAAGAAGGACAUGAUUGCCUGGGACAAACAGGUGGAGGUAUUUAGGGAGGCUCAGCGCAUCCUGGAGCGUCAGCGCUUCCAAUUCCCCAACAACUGGUUGCAUGUGGAUAACAUUGAGGGCGAAUGGUCGGCCUUCAACGAGAUCAUCAAGCGCAAGGAUACGGCCAUCCAGACGCAAGUGGCGAGCCUGCAGGCCAAGAUCGUGGCCGAAGACAAGGCAGUUGAGACGCGUACCGUUGACUUCCUCAACGAUUGGGAGAAGACUAAGCCCACGGGCGGCAAGAUUCGUCCGGACGAUGCUCUACAACAGCUACAAAUCUUUGAGAGCAAGUACUCUCGCUUGAAGGAGGAGCGCGACAACGUGGCCAAGGCCAAGGAGGCGCUGGAACUGCAAGAAUCUGCGGUGCCCAACAACAGUGCCGAACGCAUGAACGUGGCCCUCGAGGAGCUGCAGGAUCUGCGCGGCGUCUGGGGCGAGUUGUCCAAGGUGUGGACCCAAAUUGAUGAGACACGCGAGAAGCCUUGGUUGUCCGUGCAGCCGCGCAAGCUGCGCCAGCAACUGGAAGCCAUGAUGGCGCAGCUGAAGGAGUUGCCCGCUCGUCUUCGCAUGUACGAAUCGUAUGAGUACGUGAAGAAGCUGAUUCAGAGCUACAUCAAGGUCAACAUGCUGAUCGUAGAACUGAAGUCGGAUGCCCUGAAGGAGCGCCACUGGAAGCAGCUAACCAAGCAGCUGCGCGUCAACUGGGUCAUCUCAGACCUGACUUUGGGCCAAGUGUGGGACGUGAAUCUGCAGAAGAACGAGGGCGUCGUUAAGGACAUCAUCCUGGUGGCCCAGGGCGAGAUGGCGCUGGAGGAGUUCCUCAAGCAGGUGCGCGAGUCCUGGCAGAACUACGAGCUCGACUUGAUCAACUACCAGAACAAGUGCCGCAUCAUCCGCGGCUGGGACGAUCUGUUCAACAAGGUCAAGGAGCACAUCAAUUCGGUGGCUGCCAUGAAACUGUCUCCGUACUACAAGGUCUUCGAGGAGGAGGCCCUCACCUGGGAGGAGAAGCUAAACAGGAUUAACGCCCUAUUUGACGUAUGGAUCGACGUGCAGAGACGUUGGGUCUACUUGGAGGGCAUCUUCUCGGGCAGCGCUGACAUCAAGACACUCUUGCCUGUAGAGACAUCACGCUUCCAGAGCAUUAGCUCUGAAUUCCUUGGACUCAUGAAGAAGGUGACCAAGUCGCCCAAGGUAAUGGAUGUCCUUAACAUUCCCGCUGUCCAGCGAUCCCUAGAACGUCUGGCCGAUCUGCUCGGCAAGAUCCAGAAGGCAUUGGGCGAGUACUUGGAGCGUGAGCGUACCUCAUUCCCACGCUUUUACUUUGUGGGCGAUGAGGAUCUGCUGGAGAUCAUUGGCAACAGCAAGAACAUUGCCCGUUUGCAAAAGCACUUCAAGAAGAUGUUUGCCGGCGUGGCCGCCAUCCUGCUCAACGAGGAGAACAACGUCAUUCUUGGCAUUUCGUCGCGCGAGGGAGAGGAGGUGCACUUCAUCAACCCGGUGUCCACCGUAGACCAUCCCAAGAUCAAUGAGUGGUUGUCGCUUGUGGAGAAGCAGAUGCGCUUCACCCUGGCCUCAUUGCUGGCUCAAGCCGUGCAGGACAUUAAGCAGUUCCGGGAUGGAAAGAUCGAUCCCCAGGCAUACAUGGAGUGGUGCGACAAGUACCAGGCCCAGAUCGUGGUUCUGGCUGCCCAGAUCCUUUGGUCGGAAGACGUAGAGGCUGCCCUCCAACAGGCCUCGGAGAACAACAACGCCAAGCCGAUGCAGCGUGUCCUUGGCAACGUUGAGAGCACUCUGAACGUGCUGGCGGACUCGGUGCUGCAGGAGCAGCCUCCACUGCGACGUCGCAAGCUGGAGCAUCUGAUCAACGAGUUUGUGCACAAGCGUACGGUGACUCGAAGGCUCAUUACCAACGGCGUGACAUCGCCCAAGUCUUUCCAGUGGCUAUGCGAGAUGCGCUUCUACUUCGAUCCCCGCCAGACGGAGGUUCUGCAGCAGCUGACCAUCCACAUGGCCAACGCUCGAUUCUUCUACGGCUUUGAGUAUCUAGGAGUGCAGGAUAGACUGGUGCAGACCCCGCUGACUGAUCGCUGCUAUCUGACCAUGACACAGGCGCUGGAGUCGCGCCUCGGUGGCUCACCUUUCGGACCUGCGGGAACAGGAAAGACGGAGUCAGUAAAGGCACUGGGCAACCAACUGGGCCGCUUCGUAUUGGUCUUCAAUUGUGACGAGACCUUUGACUUCCAGGCCAUGGGCCGCAUCUUUGUCGGUCUGUGUCAGGUGGGCGCCUGGGGCUGCUUCGAUGAGUUCAACCGUCUGGAGGAGCGCAUGCUCUCUGCCUGCUCGCAGCAAAUCCAGACCAUCCAAGAGGCCCUGAAGUACGAAAUGGACAGCAACAAGGAGAGCAUCACAGUGGAGCUGGUUGGCAAGCAAGUGCGCGUCUCUCCCGAUAUGGCCAUUUUCAUUACCAUGAAUCCUGGCUACGCUGGUCGCUCGAAUCUGCCGGAUAACUUGAAGAAGCUCUUCCGUUCGUUGGCCAUGACCACUCCAGAUCGCCAGCUUAUCGCCGAGGUGAUGUUGUUCUCGCAGGGAUUCCGCUCCGCAGAAAAGCUGGCCUGUAAGAUCGUACCUUUCUUCAAGCUCUGCGACGAGCAGCUCUCCAAUCAGAGUCACUACGAUUUCGGAUUGCGUGCCUUGAAAUCCGUGCUGAUCUCGGCCGGAAACGUGAAGCGAGAUCGCAUCAUGAAGAUCAAGGAACAGAUGCGUCAGCGCGGCGACGAGAACAUCGACGAGGCGUCCGUUGCCGAGAACUUGCCCGAGCAGGAAAUUCUCAUUCAGUCGGUGUGCGAGACCAUGGUACCCAAGCUGGUGGCCGAAGACAUUCCGCUGCUCUUCUCCCUGCUGAGCGACGUCUUCCCGAAUGUAGGAUACACUCGGGCCGAGAUGAAGGGCCUGAAGGAAGAGAUCCGGAAGGUGUGCCAAGAAGACUACCUGGUCUGCGGCGAGGGUGACGAGCAGGGCGCUGCCUGGAUGGAGAAGGGACUCGGCUCCACCUGGGUGGACAAAGUGCUGCAACUGUACCAGAUCUCCAAUCUGAAUCAUGGACUCAUGAUGGUGGGCCCUUCGGGCUCUGGCAAGUCCACUGCUUGGAGAACUCUGCUGAAGGCUCUGGAACGCUUCGAGGGCGUUGAAGGAGUGGCCCACGUCAUCGAUCCCAAGGCCAUUUCUAAGGAGGCUUUGUACGGUGUUCUGGAUCCCAAUACGCGCGAGUGGACCGACGGUCUGUUUACGCACAUUCUGCGCAAGAUCAUCGACAAUGUGCGCGGCGAAAUCAACAAGCGACAAUGGAUCAUCUUUGAUGGCGACGUAGAUCCCGAAUGGGUUGAGAACUUGAACUCCGUGCUGGACGACAACAAGCUGUUGACUCUGCCCAACGGAGAGCGUCUCUCGCUGCCGCCCAAUGUGCGAGUAAUGUUUGAAGUGCAGGACUUGAAGUUCGCCACUCUGGCCACCGUUUCCCGUUGCGGUAUGGUGUGGUUCUCGGAGGAUGUGCUCUCCACGGAAAUGAUUUUCGAGAACUAUCUGUCGCGGCUGCGCAGCAUUCCCUUGGAAGAUGGCGACGAGGACUUUGUGGGCGUGAUAAAGCCAGCAAAGGACAAGGAGGAGGAGGUAUCGCCCUCGCUCCAGGUACAGCGAGAUAUUGCUCUGUUGCUACAGCCCUUCUUCUCUGCCGACGGAAUCGUGGUGCGCACCCUUGAGUACGCCAUGGAUCAGGAACACAUUAUGGACUUUACUCGUCUGCGGGCCCUCAGCUCGCUCUUCUCCAUGCUGAAUCAGUCGGCACGAAACGUGCUUAACUUCAAUGCCCAGCAUCCAGACUUCCCCUGCUCCGCUGACCAAUUAGAGCACUAUAUUCCGAAGGCCUUGGUCUACUCCGUGCUCUGGUCGUUCGCUGGUGAUGCCAAGCUAAAGGUGCGCACCGAUCUGGGUGACUUUGUGCGCAGUGUGACCACAGUUCCGCUGCCAGGUGCCGCCGGUGCACCGAUUAUUGAUUUCGAGGUCAACAUGAGUGGCGAUUGGGUACCUUGGAGUAACAAGGUGCCUGUCAUUGAGGUGGAGACGCACAAGGUGGCCUCGCCGGAUAUUGUGGUGCCUACGCUUGACACAGUGCGCCACGAGUCGCUGCUGUACACCUGGCUGGCCGAGCACAAACCAUUAGUGCUCUGCGGUCCGCCCGGCUCUGGCAAGACCAUGACCCUGUUCUCAGCCCUUCGUGCCCUUCCUGAUAUGGAGGUGGUGGGUUUGAACUUCUCGUCAGCAACUACUCCUGAGCUUCUGCUGAAGACCUUCGAUCAUUACUGCGAAUACCGCAAAACGCCCAACGGUGUCGUUCUCUCGCCCGUUCAGAUUGGCAAGUGGCUGGUGCUGUUCUGCGACGAGAUCAAUUUGCCAGACAUGGACAGCUAUGGCACACAGCGUGUUAUCUCGUUCCUCCGCCAGCUGGUGGAGCAUAAGGGCUUCUACAGGGCCAGCGAUCAGGCAUGGGUCUCUCUGGAGCGCAUCCAGUUCGUAGGCGCUUGUAAUCCGCCCACGGAUCCCGGUCGCAAGCCGCUCUCGCAUCGAUUCUUGCGACAUGUGCCCAUCAUCUACGUCGACUACCCUGGCGAGACGUCGCUGAAGCAGAUUUACGGCACCUUCUCAAGGGCCAUGCUGCGUUUGAUGCCCGCUCUGCGCGGCUAUGCGGAGCCCCUGACCAAUGCCAUGGUCGAGUUCUAUCUGGCCUCACAGGAUCGCUUCACGCAGGACAUGCAGCCGCAUUAUGUGUAUUCGCCGCGUGAGAUGACCCGAUGGGUGCGUGGCAUCUGUGAGGCCAUCCGGCCCUUGGAUUCACUUCCUGUCGAGGGUCUGGUGCGUCUAUGGGCUCACGAGGCUCUGCGCCUGUUCCAGGAUCGAUUGGUAGACGACUCGGAGCGCCGAUGGACAAACGAGAACAUUGACAUUGUGGGACAUAAGCACUUCCCGGGUAUCAACCAGGAGGAGGCCCUACAGCGCCCGAUCCUCUACAGCAACUGGCUGAGCAAGGACUACAUGCCUGUAAAUCGAGAGGAGCUGCGCGAUUACGUACGCGCUCGGCUCAAGGUCUUCUACGAAGAGGAACUGGACGUGCCACUCGUGCUGUUCGACGAGGUCCUCGACCAUGUGCUCCGUAUCGAUCGUAUCUUCCGCCAGCCGCAGGGUCACCUGCUGCUCAUUGGAGUUUCUGGAGCUGGCAAGACGACGCUCUCUCGCUUCGUGGCCUGGAUGAAUGGCCUUUCUAUCUUCCAGAUCAAGGUGCACAACAAGUACACCAGCGAGGACUUCGACGAGGAUCUGCGUUGCGUCCUGCGUCGCUCUGGCUGCAAGGAUGAGAAGAUUGCCUUUAUUCUGGACGAAUCAAAUGUGCUGGACUCGGGCUUCCUGGAGCGCAUGAACACGCUUCUGGCCAACGGCGAGGUGCCCGGAUUGUUCGAAGGCGACGAGUACACCACACUGAUGACUCAGUGCAAGGAGGGCGCCCAGCGUGAGGGCCUCAUGCUGGACUCCAGCGACGAGCUGUACAAAUGGUUCACCCAGCAGGUGAUGCGCAACCUUCACGUUGUCUUCACCAUGAAUCCGUCCACCGACGGACUCAAGGAUCGUGCCGCCACCUCCCCGGCCCUGUUCAAUCGUUGUGUGCUGAACUGGUUCGGUGACUGGUCGGAUUCUGCUCUAUUCCAAGUGGGCAAGGAGUUCACAACGCGCGUGGACCUGGAAAAGCCCAACUGGCAUGCACCGGACUUCUUCCCUUCCGUUUGCCCCCUGGUUCCGGCCAAUCCUACCCACCGCGAUGCCGUUAUCAAUUCCUGUGUGUAUGUGCAUCAGACACUUCACCAGGCAAACGCUCGGUUGGCUAAGCGUGGUGGACGCACCAUGGCGGUUACUCCCCGUCACUACCUGGACUUUAUCCAUCACUUUGUCAAGCUGUACAAUGAGAAGCGCAGCGAUCUGGAGGAGCAGCAGCUCCAUCUCAACGUCGGUCUCAAUAAGAUCGCCGAGACAGUGGAACAGGUGGAGGAGAUGCAGAAGUCACUGGCAGUAAAGAAGCAGGAGCUUCAGGCCAAGAACGAGGCUGCUAACGCCAAGUUGAAGCAGAUGUUCCAGGAUCAGCAGGAGGCCGAAAAGAAAAAGAUCCAGUCGCAGGAGAUACAGAUCAGAUUGGCUGACCAGACCGUGAAGAUCGAGGAGAAACGCAAAUACGUGAUGGCGGACCUAGCUCAGGUGGAACCGGCUGUCAUCGAGGCCCAACAAGCGGUCAAGUCUAUACGCAAGCAACAGCUCGUUGAGGUGCGAACCAUGGCUAAUCCACCGUCGGUGGUCAAAUUGGCUCUCGAAUCGAUCUGCCUGCUGCUGGGCGAGAAUGCGACCGAUUGGAAAUCGAUCCGCGCGGUGAUCAUGCGCGAAAAUUUCAUAAAUUCAAUUGUAUCUAACUUUGGUACAGAGAACAUAACCGACGAUGUGCGCGAGAAGAUGAAGUCAAAGUAUCUGAGCAAUCCGGACUACAACUUCGAGAAGGUCAACCGCGCCAGUAUGGCCUGUGGUCCUAUGGUCAAAUGGGCCAUUGCCCAGAUCGAGUACGCCGACAUGCUGAAGCGAGUGGAGCCGCUGCGCGAGGAGUUGCGUUCCCUGGAGGAGCAGGCUGACGUUAACUUGGCCAGUGCCAAGGAAACCAAGGAUUUGGUGGAGCAGCUGGAGCGCAGCAUUGCUGCCUACAAGGAGGAGUACGCCCAGCUCAUUUCCCAGGCUCAGGCCAUCAAGACGGAUCUGGAGAACGUUCAGGCCAAGGUGGAUCGCUCGAUUGCACUGCUCAAGAGCUUGAACAUUGAGCGGGAGCGAUGGGAAUCGACCAGUGAGACCUUCAAGUCCCAAAUGUCCACCAUUGUGGGAGACGUGCUGCUUUCCGCCGCCUUUAUCGCCUACGGCGGUUACUUUGAUCAGCAUUAUCGCUUGAACCUGUUCACCACCUGGUCGCAGCAUCUUCAGGCGGCCAGCAUUCAGUACCGUGCGGACAUUGCUCGCACGGAGUAUCUAUCCAAUCCGGAUGAGCGACUUCGCUGGCAGGCUAAUGCCCUACCUACCGAUGACUUGUGCACAGAGAAUGCUAUUAUGCUGAAGCGCUUCAACCGCUAUCCGCUGAUCAUUGAUCCCUCAGGCCAGGCCACCACCUUCUUGCUCAACGAAUAUGCCGGCAAGAAGAUUACGAAGACCUCGUUCUUGGACGACUCCUUCCGCAAGAACCUGGAGUCUGCACUGCGUUUCGGUAAUCCUUUGCUGGUGCAGGACGUGGAGAACUACGACCCGAUUCUCAACCCUGUGCUCAAUCGCGAGCUGCGUCGCACUGGCGGCCGAGUGCUUAUUACCCUCGGCGACCAGGACAUUGAUCUGUCCCCGUCAUUCGUCAUCUUUCUGUCCACGCGUGAUCCCACAGUUGAGUUCCCGCCAGACAUCUGCUCGAGGGUGACAUUCGUGAACUUCACUGUCACGCGCAGCUCUCUCCAGUCACAGUGCCUUAACCAGGUGCUGAAGGCCGAGCGUCCGGACAUCGAUGAGAAGCGCUCCGAUCUGCUGAAGCUGCAGGGUGAAUUCCGCUUGCGUUUGCGCCAACUGGAGAAGAGUCUGCUCCAGGCCCUUAACGACGCCAAGGGCAAGAUUCUGGACGACGAUUCGGUGAUCACCACACUGGAGACGCUCAAGAAGGAGGCCUACGACAUAAACCAGAAGGUGGACGAAACGGAUAAGGUCAUAGCCGAGAUCGAGACGGUAUCGCAGCAGUAUCUGCCUUUGUCGGUGGCCUGUAGCAACAUCUACUUUACCAUGGACAGCCUGAACCAGGUGCACUUCCUCUACCAGUACUCGCUGAAGAUGUUCCUCGACAUCUUCUCCACUGUGCUGUACAAUAACCCCAAGCUGGAGGGCAGAACCGAUCAUUCGGAACGUCUGGGCAUUGUGACCCGCGAUCUGUUCCAGGUGUGCUACGAGAGAGUGGCACGCGGCAUGAUCCACAACGAUCGCCUGACCUUUGCCCUGCUCAUGUGCAAGAUCCAUCUGAAGGGCACUUCGGAGUCCAACUUGGAUGCGGAGUUCAACUUCUUCCUCCGCAGCCGCGAGGGACUGCUGGCCAAUCCCACUCACGUGGAGGGUUUGUCCGCCGAGCAGAUCGAGGGCGUCAACCGUCUGGCCACUCGACUGCCCAUCUUCCGAAAAUUGCUAGAGAAGGUCAAGGCCAUGCCCGAGCUGGGCGCCUGGCUGCAGCAAAGCUCCCCCGAGCAAGUCGUUCCCCAGCUGUGGGACGAGUCCAAGGCUCUCAGCCCCAUCUCCAGCUCCGUGCAUCAGCUGCUGCUGAUCCAGGCCUUCCGACCGGAUCGCGUCAUUGCCGCCGCCCACAACGUGGUCAACACGGUGCUCGGAGAGGACUUCAUGCCCAACGCUGAACAGGAAUUGGACUUUACCGCCGUGGUGGACAAGCAAUUGAAUUGCAACACCCCGGCCCUUCUGUGCUCAGUUCCCGGCUUCGAUGCAUCCGGACGUGUGGAUGAUUUGGCCGCUGAGCAGAACAAGCAGAUCUCCAGCAUUGCCAUUGGCUCCGCCGAGGGCUUCAAUCAAGCGGAGCGCGCCAUCAACAUGGCCUGCAAGAGCGGUCGCUGGGUGCUACUCAAGAACGUCCAUCUGGCACCGCAGUGGCUCGUGCAGCUUGAGAAGAAGAUGCAUUCGCUGCAGCCGCACUCUGGCUUCCGUCUCUUCCUCACCAUGGAGAUUAAUCCGAAGGUGCCGGUCAACCUUCUUCGUGCUGGUCGCAUCUUUGUGUUUGAGCCACCGCCAGGCAUCCGGGCGAAUCUGCUGCGCACCUUCUCCACGGUUCCGGCAGCACGCAUGAUGAAGACACCCAGCGAGCGGGCACGCCUGUACUUCCUGCUGGCCUGGUUCCACGCCAUCGUCCAGGAGCGUCUGCGGUAUGUGCCCCUGGGAUGGGCCAAGAAGUACGAGUUCAACGAGUCGGAUCUGCGCGUUGCCUGCGAUACGUUGGACACCUGGAUCGACACCACGGCCAUGGGUCGCACCAACCUGCCACCCGAGAAGGUGCCGUGGGAUGCCCUCGUCACCCUGCUUUCGCAGUCCAUCUAUGGUGGCAAGAUCGACAACGAUUUCGAUCAGCGCCUGUUGACAUCCUUCCUCAAAAAGCUCUUCACCGCCCGCAGCUUCGAGGCGGACUUUGCCCUGGUGGCGAAUGUGGACGGUGCCUCUGGUGGCCUGCGCCACAUCACCAUGCCGGAUGGCACCCGUCGAGAUCAUUUCCUGAAGUGGAUCGAGAACCUCACCGAUCGCCAGACGCCUUCCUGGCUUGGUUUGCCCAACAAUGCGGAGAAGGUACUGCUUACCACACGCGGAACAGAUUUGGUUAGCAAGCUGCUCAAGAUGCAGCAGUUGGAGGACGACGACGAGUUGGCCUACAGCGUGGAGGACCAAUCAGAAUCCGCUUUGGCGGUGGGUCGCGGCGAGGACGGCCGCCCGUCCUGGAUGAAGACACUGCACAACUCGGCUACCGCCUGGCUGGAGCUGCUCCCGAAGAGCUUGCAGGUGCUCAAGCGCACCGUGGAGAACAUCAAGGAUCCUCUGUAUCGGUACUUCGAGCGCGAGGUGACCAGCGGCGCCAGGCUGCUGCAAACCGUGAUCCUGGAUCUGCAGGAUGUGGUUCUCAUCUGCCAGGGCGAGAAGAAGCAGACGAACCACCAUCGCUCCAUGCUGUCGGAACUGGUGCGCGGCAUCAUCCCGAAGGGUUGGAAGCGGUACACGGUCCCCGCUGGCUGCACUGUGAUUCAGUGGAUCACGGACUUCAGCAACCGGGUGCAGCAGUUGCAAAAGGUAUCGCAGCUGGUCUCGCAGGCGGGCGCCAAGGAGCUGCAGGGUUUCCCGGUCUGGUUGGGCGGUCUGCUCAACCCGGAGGCCUACAUAACCGCCACCAGGCAGUGCGUGGCCCAGGCGAAUAGCUGGUCCCUGGAGGAGUUAGCUCUGGAGGUGACCAUUACGGACGCUGGACUGAAGACCGAUCAGAAGGACUGCUGCUUUGGGGUGACCGGAUUGAAGCUGCAGGGUGCCCAGUGCAAGAACAACGAGCUGCUGCUGGCCUCCACGAUUAUGAUGGAUCUACCUGUGACCAUCCUGAAGUGGGUCAAGAUCUCCUCGGAGCCGCGCAUCAGCAAACUGACUUUGCCUGUCUACUUGAACUCCACGCGCACCGAGCUGCUGUUCACCGUCGACCUGGCCGUGGCCGCUGGCCAAGACUCGCACAGCUUCUACGAGCGAGGCGUGGCCGUCCUGACAUCGACAGCCUUGAACUAAGUGCUCAGCACAAAUUAUCUUAAAUCCCUUAUAUAUUCGUAAAUUACUCAAAGCUAUCCCGGAUCCCCAUUUCCUUAUGAAAAGUUAUUUAAAAACAAUUUUAUGUGCUUAAAAGAAAUCAGUAAUGUUUUCGGAAAUCGAUUAUCGAUAUUUUGAAGUCGAUUUUGAUACAUUUUUUAAGUUCUAAAGUAUUUUUUGAAGUAAAAGUCCAUUCUUAUAAUUUGAAUACUGUAAAAUUUUAAUUUUUUAAAAGAAUUUGCCUUUUCCUUUACCU